AUGUUUACGAAGUUAAAGUUCCUCCUUCUUGCAACUUUAUUUUUCUCCUUAACACUUGGAGCCCCUUUUCAAUAUAUUCAGCUGGAAAGUAUUCAGCUGGAAAGUAAUCUUGCUCCUUUAGUGUCUUCAAGGAACGCUGAAGUAAUUCCUGACCAAUAUAUUGUUGUGUUCAAGAACCAACUUCCAAAGGAAAGAGUAUCAUACCAUCAUGAUUGCAUUCGUAACUUUGUUGAAGAGGAAAAUUUGAAACUUGCCAAGAGGGGUAUACUUGAUAAAUUGAUCCAUGGUAUUUCACAUAUUUAUGAUUUUAAGACCUUUAAAGGCUAUGCUGGUAGAUUCACAAAAGAUGUUUUGAAUAAGAUUAGACAAAGUGACGAAGUCGCUUGGAUUGAAAAAGAUCAAGUAGUCUAUGCUUCUGACAUUCAACGUAAUGCACCUUGGGGUUUGGCCCGUAUUUCUCAUCGACCGGCCUUAACAUUUUCAAAUUACAACAAAUAUCUCUACGAUCCACGAGGUGGCGAAGGUGUCACUGUUUAUGUCAUAGAUACUGGUAUUAAUGUCAAUCACACUGACUUCGAGGGUAGAGCUGUAUGGGGGGCUACGAUUCCUGAGAAUGAUGAAGAUAUAGAUGGUAAUGGUCAUGGUACUCAUGUUGCCGGAACAAUCGCUGGUAAACGAUAUGGUGUAGCAAAAAAGGCAAAAGUCGUUGCUGUAAAGGUUUUAAGAUCCAACGGUUCUGGUACUAUGUCUGACGUCAUUAAAGGUGUCGAAUUUGCUGCUGAAGCUCACCAACGAGAAGAAGAAAAUGCCCGUAAAAAUGGUCGUCGUUUCAAGGGGUCUGGUGCCAAUAUGAGUUUAGGUGGUGGUAGAAGUAAAGCUUUAGAUAUGGUCGUUGAUGGUGCUGUAGAUGUUGGUCUCAACUUUGCCGUUGCUGCUGGUAAUGAUAAUCGUGACGCUUGUGAUUAUUCUCCCGCUGCUUCACAAAAUUCUAUCACUGUUGGUGCUUCUACUAUUGGAGAUGAACGUGCUUGGUUCUCCAACCAUGGUUCAUGUGUUGAUGUUUUCGGUCCCGAUGUCACUUCUGCUUGGAUUGGUUCACGAACUGCUACCAACACUAUCUCCGGAACUAGCAUGGCUUCUCCCCAUGUUGCUGGCUUAAUUGCAUACCUCUUAGCUCUCCAACCUGAUAAUGAAUCCGAAUUCUUCUCUACACCUAUAACUCCAAAAGUACUCAAAGAUCUGAUCAUUGAGCUCUCUACAAAGAACGCUCUUGCAAAACUUCCUGCUAAUACCGACAAUUACUUGAUAUUUAACAACUUUAAUGAAUAA
Molecule: messenger RNA, 1329 nt
Organism: Dentiscutata erythropus
Lineage: Eukaryota; Fungi; Glomeromycota; Glomeromycetes; Diversisporales; Gigasporaceae
Source: the annotation of a GenBank genome assembly